Messenger RNA from Lethenteron reissneri (Far Eastern brook lamprey), 1576 nucleotides. RefSeq lists its product as uncharacterized. NCBI's taxonomy places the organism in Eukaryota, Metazoa, Chordata, Hyperoartia, Petromyzontiformes, Petromyzontidae. The record is from RefSeq and is a predicted model, not a curated record.
AUGGGCAACGCGAUCGCUGUCCUCACCGGCAGUGGUGCUGAAGUUCAAGAGGGGACGCCGCGUGGAGGAGCUGGAAGCGGCGGCGCAGGACACGCGGAGGAACGGCAGUGGGACCGCGAAGAAUCUCCGUGUUCUCGCUCGGUGCUGUGCGUGCCUCGGCCGGACAAGGACACGGGCUGCUGGACCUGCUGUGCCCUCCCUGCCGGCUGGAGCGUAGCCCAGGCCUGCGACCUCCUGUUGCUGCUGCUCUUGGCGGUGCUGCUGCUCCAUCUGCUCGCUUGGCCGUUGCUGCCGGUCGCGCGGGGCCUGCGGGCGGUGGCAGUUGCGGUCAUCUCCGUGCUACACAGUGCGUGGAACGUAGUUGUCGGCACUUUAUUCAGCAGACAAUCGGCCGGCAGCGAUGCAAGGCAGGGGGCCUCCGCCGAGGUCACAGGGACAGCGUCGCUGUCCGAGACACAAGUGGCCACCGUGAGGGCGUGCGUCGCCGCGAUGCUGGCGGCCACCGACAAAAGGCCCUACGGCGAGGCGAGCCCCGCACAUGUCCUGACCAGUUCCGCGACCAAGCUGGGGUCGAACGGCGACGACACCGACGAGGUCACCGAAGAGGAAAUCGUCGAAGUGGAGAUCGACGAGGAGGAGAUCAUCAUCGACGAGAUGGAGUCGGGCGGCUACGCCGAUGGGUUCGUCGACGGCGGCAGACUCGACGGGGCCGAAAAGCGCAAACUGUUUCACGCGUCCUCGAUGGCAGGCAACGGCAAGCGCUUCAAAGCCGAGCAGCCGAGGGAAUGCUCCACCCGCGCGGACGAAGAAGCUCAGGAGCAGAGCAACCUGGCGAUGCUCGCCCACAUCAGCGAGAAGGUGCGCCUCAUCAUGGAGAACCAGCGCGACCACAAGAGGCAACUGAAAGAGAUGCAGGUCCAGGCAGCGGGUGCCAAUGGCCAGGCGCCAGCGCCCGUGAACAGCAGCGACGGCGGGAGCAGCAGCAGCAGCGGCGCCAUCCUCGAUGCUGCCAAAGAUGUGAAGCCGGGCACCUCGAGGCCUCGAUCUGCUUGGCCCCGCAAGAGCCGAUAAAGCACGUCCACGCCCCGUGAUAUCAGCGACCAACUGCGUGCACUCGUUACGCGUGCUCAUACCUCCUCUUUGCACCUCCGCUUUAGAGUUUUGUCAUGUAUACUUCGAGAACCCUUCAUCCUCGUUUGCUCGCUCAACCACACAAGAUGACCACGUUCAGGCAUUCAUUUCAGAUAUAAUUGACGGUUGUUCGCUUGAAAAUUUAUUUUAGAUUUGAUCUAAAAAAAAAGUACUCUUAGUUUUUUCGGUAAAGUCAUUUUUUACCUACGUGACUUUACCGAAAAAACUAAGAGUAUGAAUCCUUGCAGUCACGAAAGCUUCAAAUCUAGAACAAACAAAAAAAUGUUGACGUCAUCCACAACGGAGUUGUGUGUAAAUGAUACACUUGGCGUCGCUCAGACGGCAUAUUUCACAAGUAGCAAUAAUUCACGGAAACACGCUUCUGAUGGUCACCGUACCAAAUUGACAUUUAUUUGGAGCCACAAAAUAAAUCUUUAUUCAUACA